Anolis carolinensis (green anole) is the source of this 4760-nucleotide messenger RNA. RefSeq lists its product as uncharacterized. The coding region runs from base 3717 to 4505 and encodes 262 amino acids. Gene Ontology annotation, molecular function: nucleic acid binding; zinc ion binding. The transcript has 2 exons. NCBI's taxonomy places the organism in Eukaryota, Metazoa, Chordata, Lepidosauria, Squamata, Anolidae. The record is from RefSeq and is a predicted model, not a curated record.
ACAGAACUAUGCAUUUAUCAAUACUGUCAAGAAUUGGAAGAAAAAUGACUUCUAAGGAAGGGAAACUCCUUUGAAAUGAUUUAUAGUCCUCCUACAGGUCCUUUCAUGACAUAAUAGCUGAAACAGAAACAUUUGAAUCAUAAAUUGCCUAGAACCAACUGACAGUUCAUUUUGCUAAGUGACAGAAAUAACUUGAUCAAAAUCUAACUGCCAGAAUUCCACAGAUCCUUUGAGCACCUUUGGGCCAGGCAUUCCUAAGUAGAUGCUUCUGAAAUGGGAUCUAGGAAGCUCACAUCUGCUAGAUUUCAAAGAAGAUUCUCAACUCAUGUUUUUGUUUCAAUAUUUAUGAGCUACUGAACUAUCUUCAUACCUCAAAAUUUCUUUUAAAUGAGCAAGUAGUAAACAAUAAAGCUCCAUUAUGCUGUGCAAAUAGAGAGUUGCCUUAAGGUCAAGCCAGACAUAAAUACAGAACUUCUGGUGUUUAAACAUGGUUCAUCCCUAGUAUGGUAGAAAAAUGGGGAAGAAAUACAGAAUCUCCAUUACUUCUCCUAAUUAUUUCCCACUGCUGCUCCCCCUACCCCACUUUUCUUAUCCUCAUCUAGGCUCUGAUAUCAGAGAGAUAAGUUCAAGCUUGAGGAAAUAACUUGGCAAGAAGACCUCCAGGGAGACGAGUAGGUUUUGAAAUCUGCACACAGACAUUCUAAUUACUACUAAUUUGAACCUAUUUCAAUAUGAUCGGGUUAACUCCAUGUUUCAGAGCAUGGAAUUGUGAUUGGUGUGUGCAGUUUGACCCUGAUGAAAUAAGCUCUUCGUAAAUUUCACACUUCACAUCGAACAGCAUAAAGUUGUUCCCCUACUUUCAUAUGGCUAGGGAGGCAGCUCGAAGAAUAGGGGGACACCAUUGUCUUCCACAGGGAAGGAAGAGCCUCUCCACAUGACACUUAACUUUCCUUGCCGGUCCCUGCUCCUUUUUCUCCUUCUCCGUGGUGUGUGUCCUCUGGCUUCUGAUCCAGCAAAGUAAGAAAGAAGGGACCAGUAACUCUCACCAAACUGGAAGAGGAGAGGGAACCAGAACUCCAUGGUUGUAGUUUCUCGCCCUCUUGCUGUGUGCCAUGUAUUUUUGUUCCCCUCAUACUCCUCUUCUUUUGCCUGGACAGAAGAGAUUCAUGGAACCACAUGAACUGGAGUAAAAUCCGCCAGGUGAGUGAAGCGAUGCAUAGUUAGCUCCUUCUCUUACCUGUAUGAUGUGAAUUUCUUUCACUUGGGAAAGGGAAAUAUCAGACGAAACAGAGAUUUGCUGUAAUCAGGAUGCAGAGAAGGAACAAACUCCACCCAUACCCACAUCUUCAGUUACUUGGUGGAUCUGGUUCCUCCUCAACUUCCUGUGUGUUGCUGUUCCUAUUCCCCUGGCACUGCUCCUCCUUUCCCCAGGAGGAACAGGGAUUCAUGGGGAAGAGGAAGUAAAUCUGCCAGGUAAGUAAAGUGCUGCAGGAGUGGCUCCUCCUCUUAUCUGUGUGCCACAAGUAUCAGGCAAGGAAGGGAAAUACUGGACAAAACAGAGAUUGCACGCGUCUUGAACAGCCCCCUCAUGCACCCACUUCAGGAGGCUGUGGCUUCAGAACCCACAAAUAAUCAAAAGUGUGAGUGUGAAACCCAAGAAAGUUGAGGGCCAACUGUACAUCAGAAGUUAUAAAAACAUCAGUUGCCCACACUCUCCCCACCUUAAACUACUACUGCCAUCAAACAUUACAGGGUAGUGGCUAUUUUCUUUAAGAUCAAGGCACGAGAGCAGAUAAUAAGGCUUUACUUCCCUUGUAAUUACAUCACCAAAAUUCAGAGACACAGGUGGGUUUUGCCCUCUGAGAGUUGAUGCGGUAUAAUUUCCCACUACCAAAAAUGCUAAAGCAUGAUGUAUAUCAGGCACACGUGCCUUAUCUUCUCUAUGGUUUACUUCUGUUUACUUUGACAUGCAAAUAUAACAUGAUGAGGCAAAGAUGUAUUUCCAAAUAACAUUUUAAGAUCAAGUCUCAUCAUACAAAUGGUGCACAUAUAUGCACUACUGUUCUAAAUAUAGAGAAUGGUGCCUAGAAAGCAAGUUUUGAUUUGGAGGAGGGGGGAUUUUACUAACGAUUAAUAUUGAAAGUAAAAAUUGUUAGUACGGAAUUCAUGCACGUAUAUAAUGACCAGCACAGUAAGCAUGAACUUAUGUGCUCCUACAUGAAAAAAACUAUCUAACCGGUAAUUACAUUAGUCUAAAUUGCAAUUACACAUCUACAACAGAAAGCGGAUAUGACUCAUCUGAAUUAGAUUGUUAACACUCUGUAUGAAAGCUUUCCUAUUUUGCAAAAUUUAAUUAAACAAACAUGAUAAACAGGUCUGAUCUCAUUUUUCACUGGUAGUGCCUGGUAGCUGCAGCCUAAGACUCAGGCCUUUCAGUUUGGUUUUCUGCCCUGAAGAGUAUGUUCCUGGGGAUGAGAGGGUGAAAUCCAUGGAACUAUUUUGUUUUUAUGCCAUAUAUUAUUUUGCAAAACAGCAUUUUUCAAUUUAAGUGCUAUCUUGAUUAUUAGUCCACUGCACGAUUAAUAAUCUUUCAUUUAUUCAAAUAAACUGAGAGUAUGCAAAAAGACAGGCGUCUGUUAAACCACAGCAAAAUAACCACAAUGCUCCACGACUGUAUAUCAUAUUUCCAGUUUGUCAGGACCAUAAUUUCUGGGCCUGUACUCUGGCACCAGAAAUCAAGGACGCUUACACAAAGAACUGAUAAGGCACCUGCGGCUCCCGGCUCUGAAGGGAAAUGGCUGAUGUGCGAGCGGGAAGAAUUGCGCGGGGGUUUUCUCUAGGCGGGAAUGACUUGUUUGAAUGUGCGGGGAGUGUAUAUAAGGGAGUCUUGCUGGGCCGACCAUCAAUCUCGGCUUUAUGUGUGUCAAAAUGUUCUUCAGUAAAGUUUUCAGUGACAACAGAGCAAGCCUCUUGUGUUCAUUUGGAAGCGGCUGGAGUGAGCUGACAUCAAAGCCGAGAUUGCAGGCACUGUCCCGUGGCAGCGGUGAGGUGUGAUGGAGACAGAGGGAGACGAGCUCCUGGGCGCAGGAGGGGGUCCGUCGGGACGAGACACUCCCGACGAGCCAGAUGUCGAAUUCCACCGACUGGCAGCCCUGGCGUCCUCCACGGCUUAUGCCCAGCCGAACGGAGUGACCCAAAGGCGAGGAGGAGCGCAGAGAGACAGCACCGAAGGAGAGGGCGAGCUACACUUCCCAUCCCCACAAAAGAUGGUGUUCCUGGAGGAGAGGAUGAUGGCAAUGGAGACCACCCUGGCAAUAAUGUCAAGGGCAAUGGAACGCCUAGCACCUUUGGCGGAGCUGGGAAAAGGAAGGGAACCUCGGAGUGGCUCAAUGUGGGACUUGAGCAUGGGAAGUAGCCAGAGCUUCGCAGAUCUCCCAGCACCGAAGGGAAGGGGAAUGCGAAGAGAGCUCGGCGCCCGACCCAAGACCUUAGCAAGCCUGGCAUGGGUGGAGGAAAGCGACAACGAGGAGGAAAGGCCUCCAAGGUCCCCAGCUACCUUCCAGCCAGAACUCCUGGUGCCCCUAGCAAACGCCGGGCGUGGCACAGGGCAACGGGAGGCAACAGCGGGGCCCCCGGGAACUCGAGGGGGCUUGCGACGGGCGGAACGUUGGGAGCAGCCGCCACAAGAUAUCCAGUAAAGACGAGAGGAUCUGAGAAUGGAGUACGGAGGAGAAUCCUCCGAGCUAGACUUUUUCCUCACCACUGUAAAAGGUUACAUGGAAGAUAAUGGCCACACGUUCCGGACGGAGUCCAGCAGGGUUCGGGCAAUCGGGGCAGUCCUGAGAAGGGGAGCGGCCAGCUGGUAUGUACAACUGCAUGCCAGACACGACCCAUGCCUGGGGUCGGUAAGGCGCUUCCUAGCAGCACUGGAGGACCGCUUCCGAGACCCGCUUGAACGAAUCCAGGCGAGGGAGAAACUGAAAGCCAUCUACCAGGGGCAGAGGUCAGUUUCCCAAUACGCUGAGGAGUUCCAAUGCCUAGCCGAGAGAAUUCCGGAGUGGUCAGAGGUAACCAAACUGGAAAUAUUCAAAGAGGGACUACGGCGAGAGAUCCUUGCAUGGGCAGCGCAUCGGGAUGAUCCGAAGACGCUGAGAGGCUGGAUCCAGUUAGCAGGCCGUGUCGAAACCACAUUGGCCCAAGUGAAGAGGCACCGGGGGGGACAACAGCAGCUUCCGAGGCCGAAGGAGGUACCAAGGAAGCCGGAGCAACCCCCAACCAGGAGACAGACCGAGGCGAAGGGAACCAGCGGAGGAGCGAGAAGGGAGUGCUUUGUGUGCGGGCGUGUGGGACACAGAGCCGCGGAGUGCUGGCAGAGGAAAGGAGGAGGGGGCAAUCAGCCCAAACAGCAGGCAGCAACAGGAAAGCGUGCUGAAGAAGAAUCGUCAACAAGGGGCCCUUCGGAGGGAUUGGAAGAAGAGGAGGAGGAAAUCAUGUCAGGACCAUAAUUUCUGGGCCUGUACUCUGGCACCAGAAAUCAAGGACGCUUACACAAAGAACUGAUAAGGCACCUGCGGCUCCCGGCUCUGAAGGGAAACGGCUGAUGUGCGAGCGGGAAGAAUUGCGCGGGGGUUUUCUCUAGGCGAGAAUGACUUCUUUGAAUGUGGGGGGAGUGUAUAUAAGGGAGUCUUGCUGGGCCGACCAUCAAUCUCGGCUUUAUGUGUGUCAAAGUGUUCUUCAGUAAAGUUUUCAGUGACAACAGA